AUGCUUCGGAAAAAAGAAUCCUACACCGUGGUCACGCCCAUCCCAGGCUUCAUUCCUCGCCAACUCGCCAUUGACAUUCUCCAAUCGCACGAGGAGGUCAUCACCCUCAACCCGCUCGUCAUCAGCCACAAGGCGAUCCCCGCCCCUCGCGAUGCCGCCGCCGACGAAUUCUACAGCACAUGGUACGAGAUCACGGAGCGCGUCCAGUUCGUCCCCGGCGUGGGCCGCCUGGGCAGCUCCAAGGUGACCUUUCGGGGCGUCUUCCACGACAUGCCCUGGGGCCUGCAGACACACAUCUACGUGCCGUUUGGCAUUGAUCUGCGGAUACGGUAUCGCAUCGCGGGCAACCAGCCCGGCAUGGAGGCGCCAGAACAGAGAGAGCUGGGCCUCGAGGCGCUGGGCGCGCCCAAGGACGGGCUGUACCUGCGGGAAGACAUCGAGAUCAAGGGCAACAUUAGUGUCGUGGGCAUGGUCAAAUCGCAAUUGAAAUCCGCCAGCAAGGAGAUGGUCGACCGCAUCAUUCGCAAAGCUGAGCUCGUCGACGCUGGCGUGCUGCAGGCCAUGAUGUCCGAGGACGGGAAGCUCAAGACCAUCAAUCCCAACGACCGCUCCAAGGGCAGCCCAACGACGCCCGUGCAUGCAGAUAGACGUCUCAGCCGGCCGCAGUCCUAUCAGCAAGGCUAUGGCGGCUCUGCGCCAGGUCAGGUCCCUUAUGCGCGACCCGCCACGACGUCCUUCUAUGGGUAUCCUGGCUCGCCCCCUCCUCGUCACGAAUCUCCCUAUGCGACGCCAAUGUCGCCUCCCCCGAUUCCACCCAAGCAAGCCAAGUCCCCUCAACCCAUGGAGCUGCCUGGCGACUUUCACCACGCGCAGAUUCAACCCCCUCUCGGUUCGCCUGGUCCCAGCCCUCACGUCUAUGCGCCUCAGCAUUACCCACCCCGGUCGGUUGCCGCAGAGAUACAACAACAGCAAAAUCAGUUGGACAGUCGCUCGUCCUUUAUAGCAGAGCUGCCUGCUGAGCAAGGGAAGUGA
This is a messenger RNA of Emericellopsis cladophorae, 1032 nucleotides long. RefSeq lists its product as uncharacterized. The record is from RefSeq and is a predicted model, not a curated record. Bases 1 to 1032 code for a protein of 343 amino acids. Lineage: Eukaryota; Fungi; Ascomycota; Sordariomycetes; Hypocreales; Bionectriaceae. The transcript has a single exon.